AUGCCUCCCCAAAAGCUCAAAAUUGGCGUCGCCGGUCUCGGACGCAUGGGCAAGCGACAUGCCCUCAACUUUUUCCAGUCGGUCCCUCGAGCGGAGCUUGUUGCCGUCUCUACACCAGAUGCGCAGGAGCGGGAAUGGGCCGAGGAACAUUUGGCCCCCUCCGGAGUUCGUGUCUACGACGACUACGAUGACAUGCUGAAGCAAAACGGUCUCGAGGCCGUCUGCAUCGCCUCAGCUACGGCCGUCCACGCGCCGCAGGCCAUCGCCGCCAUUGCGGCCGGCAAACACGUCCUCUGCGAGAAGCCUCUGGCCACCUCUGCUGAAGUGUCGCAAACAGUUGUUGACGCUGCCGCCCGCCGGCCCGACCUCAAAGUCAUGUGCGGCUUCUCCCGGCGAUUCGACGACAGCUACCGCGACGCCCAUGCCAAGAUGAAGGCCGGGCUCAUCGGACGGCCGUCUGUUUUCCGAAGCCAGACCUGCGACAUGCUUGACCCUUCUGGAUUCUUCGUCGCGUAUGCCCAGUACAGCGGCGGCAUCUUUGUCGACUGCUCCAUCCACGACAUUGACCUGGCACUGUGGUUCUUUGGCGAGGACGGCGAGAGCAAGGUUAAGUCUGUCAGUGCCGUGGGCAUCACCGCCGUCGAGCCCGACCUGCGCAAGUACAACGACCGCGACAACGCCGUCGGCCUGAUUGAGUUUGUCGACGGCCGCAUCGUGUACCUCUACUGCUCCAGGAUGAUGGCCGCGGGCCAGGAGGACACGACCGAGAUCAUCGGCACCAAGGGCAAGAUUGGCGUAAACACGAUCCCCACGGCGAACCUGGUCCGCGUCUACGAGCCCAAUGGCAUCAGGCACGAGGUUCCCAAGACGUACUGGGACCGAUUCAAGAAUGCCUUCAACACAGAGGCCAAUGAGUUCACCGCCUGCUGCUUGGACGACACUGAGGUGCCCGUCAAGCUGGCAACCGCAGUGGCUGCCGUAAAGAUUGGCGCGGCUCUGCAGGAGUCGAUGAUUUCUGGUGACAAGAUUUGGUUUAACAAAGAGGGCGAGCGUGUUGAGCGAUCACAGCUGUAA
Messenger RNA from Metarhizium robertsii ARSEF 23, 1074 nucleotides. Its product is annotated as NAD(P)-binding domain protein. The coding region runs from base 1 to 1074 and encodes 357 amino acids. Gene Ontology annotation, cellular component: cytoplasm. Gene Ontology annotation, biological process: NADPH regeneration. Lineage: Eukaryota; Fungi; Ascomycota; Sordariomycetes; Hypocreales; Clavicipitaceae. The record is from RefSeq and is a predicted model, not a curated record. The transcript is spliced from 2 exons. Gene Ontology annotation, molecular function: oxidoreductase activity; nucleotide binding.